GCGCAAUCGAAUUACCCAAUACUAGCAGCACGAGUGCAUGGUCAAGUCGACACUGGUUGCCAACGCAAUCUACUCUGGCCUUCAGCCUCCAACCCAAAUGAAUUAAAUAUUCUCAUGUUGAACGUCGCCCUUCGCAUAUACCCGAUCGGUUGCGACAAUGUUUGUACCAAAAACAGCAGUUACGUCUACGGGUCCCCUGCGCAACCCUCGAAGGCGUCAGCGCACAGGUUCUGAUGAUUCCGUCAAGCCACCAAGUGCUAAAAGGCAACGCUCCGCUUUGCGGAAUGGAGAUGUCGGGACAUCGUCAGAAACCCAGGUGGGCCAGCAUAGUUCUGAUGAGUCUUCGGAGCAUCCAAUUCACUCAACUUCGGACGAAAGCGCAACAUUCGCUGUCGAUUCUUUCUCCAGUGCAAAAGCGAUACCAAUUAGGACCCUGCAGAAGAGUGAGAAAGAAGUUGACAAACUUGACGCUACUAUUGUACUAUCGAAAACAGAUUUCUAUACAGUAUCACAACUCCCUACAUUACCUGAUCAGCUCCGCAAUUCGCAGCCUGGACCCUUGACAUGUUUUGCCGGAAUCAGUCUGGGGUAUGGAUUGGCUAUGACAAACUCCCAUGCAAUAAUUUGGCCAUAUGCAAUUGCUGCCUCGUCACCUUCGCCCGCCGAUGUUUUCACAGUUUCAAUACCUGACCCACACAAGGAUUCUGCAGAAACAGUCCCUCUAGGCGUCUUAUUAUCUGCUGCAACGAAUGGCGUUCCUGGCCUGAUGAUCAUUGUGCCUCACAGUGGAAUAAUUGUUUACUGGGAAACCGUUGCUAGUGCAGCGUCUUUGGGGUUGCAGAGACAGAAACAAACAGGAAUCCAGGCUCAGAUAAACAAUCUGUCUUAUGGCGAGUACGCUACGGAUUUGAUUAGUUGCGAGCCUUCUGGGGUCUUAGCUACAUUUUCUACCGGGCGUGUCGCACACAUAACAGUCAGAGACCCCCAGGGCAGGCCCAUGGUGAGUGUCAACUUCCUCCGGAAUUCGUCAAGCAACAGUCGCGCCGGUAGCUUUUUGGGGGGGAUCAAACACGUGCUUGGCAGUGGCUUUUGGAAGAAAGAUCUAGCUGCUAUUCGGGCAGGUCAAUCCCAUCAGCGAGGUCAACGCGAUGUCAUUAUUGCCACCUCAUCCGGUGUCAUCGAGAUUUGGGAUACGCAUUGGAACAAUGGGAGCAUUCUCAGGAAACAAUUCGACAUAAAGAGCCACCUCAACCAGUUUCUCAGGGCGCAUUAUGAGGCAAUUACCGAGGAUUCCAAUAUUCGGAUCUUAGACUUUGCAUUCCGGCCCGUGAAGAACAACACAAAUUGUUCGCCUGUCGAGAUCGCAGGGGCCUGCCAAAUCCUCUUGGCUCUAGCACUCCCCGAGUCAAAAAACAACAGUGUUUCUCUGGUACAGCUCGAUUUAUCAGAAGAAGUCCGUAUCGAUUUUAUCACUUCUGUCGAUCUGUACAGCGCUUCUACUGGUUUGGACAACACCAAGCCUAAGCUCCUGGUCCCCCAUCCUGGAGAUACGGCAUUCAUUAUGAUAGGACACUCAGUUAUACUUGCAUCAUUGACACACUUAAAGGGCCCAGUUGCUGGGGCCCCGUUAUCCAUCGAUGCCGAUCAGAAACAGCGAGUUCCACAUGAUUCACUCACUUUUCGCUCAGGCGAAGGCUACGAGAUCUUAGGUUGUUGCCCCGAACACCAGAGUAUCGAGAGCUCACCCCCUGCCUGUCUCGUUAUGGUCCGGGAUUUCGGCCUUAUUCGGAUCUCUGCCUUCCCGCGUCAGAUAACAAAGAGCACAAACGAAAGUGUCAGUGUCUCCGCCAAGGAAAAAAUCGAGCAAGCGAUAUUCUACGGGACCAUGCUAGGCAACCCUUUGAGUCUGAAUAGAAAGAGCGACCUGGCUUUCCCCCCAAUUGAUAUAGAGCAGGCCGCACUGGAAAUCUGCUCAGAGAUACUGCACUCCACCUCUAGAUUUGUACCCACGACGGCAAUAUCAAUGGAUCAGAACUUGAGGUCUCGAGCGAAGGCGCUUACAGAUCUGGCGUCGCUCUUAAUGGACCUGAAUUUGACGAUCAACCGGCGAACUUGGUGGGAGUUGUUGUGGGGCGCAGAGAAACUCGCGGCUCAAAGAGCUUUGUGGAGAUGGGAAGAAAAUGCUAGGGAAAAUAAACCUUCCGGUCCAACCUUCCUCGGUCAUGUCAUUGGCAUCAUGAGUGAUAAAUUCAAAACCUGCAAUGACAAGUCAGGCGGUGAAAUUGAUCCAGUGCGCAGCUGGUUACUAUACGAUACCUCUCGAAUGGAACACAUUGUUCCAUGGAUAUACAAUGCUAUCAAGCCCCAAAAAGGACAACCUACAAGACAAGGACGAAUGAUGGCUGAGCAGAUACAUGAGGCUAGCGAGCUUUCCUUGGCCGUGUUAGAGACCGCUUUUCAAUACCGAGAUGAGCACGCCAAGCAGUACGGCAUUGGCGAUGGUUAUCUAGAAGAUGGGGUUUUGAUUACCGGCUACAAGGAUCUUCCGGAAUUCUGGACUUCAAAGAGCAUUAGCUGCGUUGAAACUGGUCACCUGUUAGAUUUGGAACUUGACAGCUGCAGGCUUUGGAUCCAAAAGCCAAGUUCGACUGUUGAAGCCCCCGAGCACCAACUGAUCAAACGAAUCGCGAAAAACUGUACAAGGAAACUUCAGGUUCUAGGCCAGAUGCACAGUGAACGAGUCCGGUGGCUUAACGCUCAAGAAGACCCCAAAUUGCUUGAAGAGAGCAUCUCUACGGAGCAAGCACUUGUCAGGCAACGGAAAUGGCAAUUGUUCAAGCUAGCGGGCAUCGGACAACUGAAAGACGCUAUCGCCAUGGCGGAGAAAUUUCGAGACAUGGGGGCUUUGGUAGAGCUCAUAAUCGAGUUACAAGAUCAGACCAAGAGCCGGAAUUUGCAACAAACUUUCCCAGGAAAGACCUCCGCCGUUGCUGCUCCUGGUAGCGAGUCGGAGGAUCUUAGUAGGAAAAUCAGCUUAUAUUUUGAGAAAUUCGGGGAGCCAUGGGCAGAUGCCUUCUUCUCGCGACAAAUCUCGAUGGGCCAACCUGGAGUAUUGUUCGCAAUGACUAAAUUUCAAACCUUUGUCACUAGGUUCUUACAUAAAUAUCCAGCUUAUUCGCGGUUAGGCUGGAUCAAUGAUGUGCUUGGCGAACAUAAUUUCGACGUCGCUGCUCAGUCAUUGGAAAACCUGGCCAUUGAACAGGAAUCAGACAUCUGGAGCCAUCGAGCCCAAUUAUCUUUCUCAAAGCUUGCCAAACUGGCAUCAUGGGAGGAGGGCAAUUGCUCAGAGAACCCAGCUCUUCAUCACGAUAUACGGCGUCUCGAAGACCUUGCCGAAAUCGAUGCAGUCCAGGAAGUCGUUCAUGCCUACAUUGCACCAGUGCUACAGGGCGCGAUAGAUCACAAGGCUGAAAUCGAUCUGGCCAUGGGUCACUUUGGGAAAUCAACUGCCGAGGACAGACCAUCGCUUCAUGAAAUUCUAAGGGAAGCCUUGACUCGAAUAAUCAACAGGCAGGUCGUCGGUGUCGAGCGAUUGGUCGAUUUUUUGACGUUAAUGGAUUCCACUGGCGAUACCGAACUCGAUCAAAACGAAUUUUCAGGAAAGGAAUUCUAUUUGGCUUUGCGUGCAAUUCGACUCAGCCCCUAUGGCCAACGCGACCCCCUAUAUAAUGCGGCGUUGCAAAAGCUGGUAUGGCGAAGAUGCAUGCUAAAAGACAAUUGGAUGGUCACAGGUCAGGCCGUCCAGGAAGUGGAUCGUGAAUUCGAGUCUUUCCUCUAUAAUUCCACUCUUUUCCGUACCCUCGACUUAUGCCUAAAAGACAGACAAAACGAAGACAACAACGUUUCGCUCUUUGUACCCACCUCUCCUCGUGAUGUGUCCCUCACGGAGUCGGAUUUGAGUCACCUUGUUUCCCGGUUCCCCCUUGAGAAGCGCAGUCGAAUUGGCCGUGAUCUGGAGAGGGAGAAUGAGACUUUAACUCAGAACGUCGAGAGCGGGAAGCUUGAGUUUUGGUUCAACCAUCUUGUUGCAUGUGCGGAAAACGCUGGAUCAACGAUGAACACAGCCAGUGUCGAAAAUGGGUUUAAUAACCACCAACGGCAGCUUGAACAAUCCUCACCACGUUCACCAGAGUCGGUUGGGAAAAAGUCGCGCUUAAGUUGGCUUUGAAUUCUUUUAACCUCGGCUCCUGACAACGUUUCUUUGGUUGUUUUUGGUUUGCUUCUUGAAUCGCGUCCGACCGUCUACGAGUAAUAGAAAAAGAACCCUGGCUCAAUCAAUGUGUGUGCAUAUCGGCUUAGUUAGGGAAUUCUUAGUUGGGUGAUCAACAACUACGUGUUAUUUCCCUGGCGUUAGAGGAACAUGCCAAUCGAGUUCUUGAUGAGGUUCUUUCGGGAGCCAACCCACAUUUACAUGGGUUCACAGUGCCCUAGGCGCGGUUAGGCGGACUAGGGUCGUGGUAAGCAAGGAGGGUGGUUUUAUGAUCUGCAAUUCGUAGGCCGUCAAUCGAUAAUUCAGACUCAUGAGACUUAUCUAGCCUAAUGUGUAUUCACGGGGAUGCUAAAGGACGGCUGAACUUCAUUCCGACCUAAUUGCUCGAUAAUUUGCGGAUCCCGCAGUCCCCAUUACUACUACUACUGGCACUGCGAGUUUUACUGGUAGCGCUCCCAUCUGCGAUGCUAGUGACAUCCAGAGUUUUGUCCAAUACUUCUCCAAAGACGGGCUCCGGUUCGGUGGUUUCGAAUUUUGUUCUGAAUUCCCCAAUGCCUUGGGUACUACUAUUCGAGUGGCGUCGAGCGUUCGUAAAAGUGUAGUCAUAGUCUUGAACUUCGUCGCCAGAGCGACCCCUACAAUAUAUAAUUACCAUUAGGAGCGGUAUUAUCUGAAGAGUCAGAAGCUUACCAGUUCCUCUUUCCCCCGCCGUUUUUCUUUGUCUUGCGGGGAUCGGCGUCAACUGGCCCAGACUUGGUAAAGUAUCGGGGAAGUUGCUCGUGGGGAGCAGCCGAUACACCAUUGGCCAGCGAACGAUCCCGGUAAUUGGCCUUGUGGGAACGUGUCA
Molecule: messenger RNA, 5117 nt
Organism: Aspergillus melleus
Lineage: Eukaryota; Fungi; Ascomycota; Eurotiomycetes; Eurotiales; Aspergillaceae
Product: putative nuclear pore complex subunit Nup133
Exons: 4
Coding region: 158-4228 (1356 amino acids)
Biological process (GO): poly(A)+ mRNA export from nucleus; protein import into nucleus; transcription-dependent tethering of RNA polymerase II gene DNA at nuclear periphery
Cellular component (GO): nuclear pore outer ring
Molecular function (GO): protein binding; structural constituent of nuclear pore
Source: RefSeq, a predicted model, not a curated record